Rhopalosiphum padi (bird cherry-oat aphid) is the source of this 472-nucleotide messenger RNA. RefSeq names its product histone H2B-like. The record is from RefSeq and is a predicted model, not a curated record. The coding region runs from base 41 to 421 and encodes 126 amino acids. Gene Ontology annotation, molecular function: structural constituent of chromatin; protein heterodimerization activity; DNA binding. The transcript has a single exon. Lineage: Eukaryota; Metazoa; Arthropoda; Insecta; Hemiptera; Aphididae. Gene Ontology annotation, cellular component: nucleosome.
ACUCUCGUCAACAACCACAGUUUACGAAAAUUUAUCAGCUAUGGCUCCAGGAGGUAAAUCCGCAGGAAAGGCAAUGAAAAAGUCGUCCGGCAAGGCCCAAAAAAACAUCGCCAAAUCCGACAAGAAACGCAAGCCAAAGAGGAAAGAAUCCUAUGCCAUCUACAUCUACAAAGUGCUGAAGCAAGUACAUCCCGACACCGGAGUAUCGUCUAAGGCCAUGAGCAUAAUGAACAGCUUCGUCAACGAUCUGUUCGAACGCAUCGCCGCCGAAUCCAGUCGUCUGGCCCAUUACAACAAGCGCUCGACCAUCACCAGUCGGGAAAUCCAAACUGCCGUCCGGUUACUAUUACCUGGUGAAUUGGCUAAGCACGCUGUUAGUGAAGGAACAAAGGCUGUUACCAAAUACACUAGCUCCAAAUAAGUUACAAUUAUAUUACUUGUAAUUCCGACGAUUAAAACGGCCCUUUUCAGG